AAUGUCAACCGGCGCCAUGUUUGAUUGGGGCAAUACUUCCUUAUGCCUAUCCGCUAAGUCUCCGUCAGCGCUAGCAGCCUGCGAGUGGGCGUGUCCGGAUGGCUCGCUCGGCGAUGCGAGCUGUGAUUGGCUGUCGGUUGUCUCAGUGUCACGGUUAGUCCGCAUCUUCCCCGGAAGCAGGAAGCGGCUGCCGGCGCUCGGUACGGACUAGGCACUCCUUCGCCGGGCCGUCAUCGCGGACACAAGGGGAAACACCGCGGGGGCGCUCGGGGACACCGGAGUGGAGAGCUCGCACCGGGAUAGGGGUCCUGGCUUUAAUAGUCUGGGGAGGUCGGGUCACCGGGUGUCAGGAUGCUGCCUUUAUCUAUCAAGGAUGAUGAGUACAAACCUCCCAAAUUCAACCUGAUGCGGAAACUGUCCGGCUGGGUCAGGUAAUGCGGGGAGUGGGUGUAUAUUAUACACGGUAUAUUAUAUACUGUAAUGAUUGUGUCUGUCUGGAGUAGCCAAACCUCCUAGCCCCCCCUUUACUCUUUAAAACUACAACUCCCAUGGUGCUUUACCAGCCAUAAGCCUUUCAAAGCAUCAUGGGAGUUGUAGUUCUAACACAGCUGAGACUCACCCAUUUUUAUCUGGUUUUGCCCCAUCCUUCUGUAAAUGCCCCAAUGUACAUGUCCAGGGGGUAAAAUCCGAUGGAUGGAUACCCUCUCCUGUAUUGGUAUAUGUAUUGGAUGCGACUGUACACGUGGCAAAGCCUCCCAGAUAGGACAUAGGGAUGGCCUGUGCAUAUUAUAUUUAAUGGCUUCUGCUCCAAAAUAAUUUCACAUGGGUUUUACUGUGAAUUAACUGGUAAAGCGAAAUCCUACAUAAUUUAGUUUAGAUUAUUGCUCAGUCACCAUCCUAUAUGUUGUACUUUUUUGUUACUUUUCUCCCUGAAUACAAUCUUGCACUACUUGCAGCUAUUAAAUGCUACAGGAUAUACUACUCAAAUAUUGCUCAAUGCUGCUAAUUCCAGUGUAGCUGUACAGCCCAUAUUACUCACACUCUAUAUAGCUUAUUCAUUUUCUGUCUGCAGCCUCUCAUUAUACCAGAUGUGGUGACAAGUGACUACUUCAGUAUUUAUAUGAUGCUCUAUUAUUAUUAUUAUGGAUUAAUUGCCAGCGUAUGCAGAUUAGUAGGAUCACCUUUUGGUGUUCUCAUUGCUGUGAAGUCCUUAUAAGCUAUGUAUGUUCUAUUCACCGGUUUUUCCUCCUCUCUUCCUUGGCAGAUCCAUCUUUUCAGAUUCUACAUCCAGGAAUCUCUUCUGUUUUUUGUGUUUGAACCUGUCCUUUGCGUUUGUAGAACUUUUCUAUGGAAUCUGGAGUAACAGGUAACAUUAAACUAUCCCAUCAAUGUACAUACUAAGAGUAUUUUAUGUUUUUCUACAUGUGAUUCUGUCUAGUGUUGCUGCAGACAGUUCAACAUUUAAAACCACUUAUCAAUAAUCAAGGCAUUAAAGUGGAUUUAUAGUCGCAAAGAAUACAAUGAAAUUAUUUAUUUCUAACCUUAGAGAUUGGCUUCUAUUGCUUUAAAUUAUGCCAUCCCCCCUUUAAAACAAUAAUUUUAGAAAAUGCCAAAAAAACACUAAUAAACUUACGGUCAUUUUUGAGAAUUUGUUGAUGGGGAGAACAGAAAGGACCACUCACAGGCGGUCCUUCUGCUUUUCAUCCUUCGAAACCACAGCAUAUAUGCUCUGGUUGCUAUGGUAGCUCCCUACCCUGCGCUAGCUGGGCUGUAUAGAAUCAGAGUGAGUCAUUCCAUUGAGGUGCCUGCGUCAUGGAGUAGGUUUUCCCUCCUACUCUGGGAAGCAGGUCGGGCAACUGCAGGUUCUGGAUCUUGGUGCUGAGGGGGAAAAAAGGUAAGUAAUAAUCUUUUUUUUUUUUUUUUUUCUCCUUAGGUUUCCGAUGGUCCUGACUAUAAAUGCUGAGGAGAACACUACAGUGUUAGGAAUACAGAUUUGUAUUCCUAAAGCUAUAGUGUUCCUUUAAAUAGCCAAGGUUGGAAAAUAAUUGAUAAGGAUUUUUUCCAUUGACUAAUUUAGUCUAAAAGUAUUUGCCAACAACAAUUGCUCCCUAAAGGAGUGUGUGUGACAAAAAGCGCUUCAAUACAUAUUCCAGAACCAGCAGCUCAAAAAACACGUGAAGGAAUACCUUUUUGACCUUCACCUUCAAUAAAUGCAAAACAAAAGAAGUGUUAUAAGCAUAUUUCUUAUAAAUUGGGUGGUGGAGCACUGAGUGGUGGCAUACAAAAAUAGGGUAAUAUUCACUUUUAUUACCUUGAUUUUAAAGGUUGUAUAGUUGCAAUGUAACAUUUAAAAGAAAAUAUAAAAAAACAGUGCAGAUUCUCUGAAUGUAGCUUCUUCGGUUAAUCAUUGCCAACCGAGAAAGCUACAUUCAGCGAGACAUGUUUUGGCAUCGGCAGAACCGUACUACCAGGACUGAUAAAUGCACUUGACAUUGUUUUUACUAUUUUUAUAGAGGUUUUUAAUAAGUUUAAUAAAUAUUUUGGCUUUAUCACUUUAUGGUAAUCCUCCUGCUUCAGGUUCUAGGUCCCUUGUUUGGGGAAGUGCCACCCCAUUAUACUGACACUUAACACUUCCACCCUGGAGCCAAGGAUACAAGUGGCUCUAGAGAAGGUGAGAGUCUUUGUUUUCACAGAGAUUAUCAAACUUCUGAAUAUAGACAUACUACACCAUGUUCUGCUUACUUUUGACUUGUAUACCUACUGGAAGAAGGUGGGGUGCCGCCUAUAAGAGCACUUUCGCACAAGUAUUGAGCCUUGAUCAUUUUAGGCUCCAAUAAAUGUGUGUGUGGUACCAUUCCACAUUAAGCACAGAUCAUUUUUAUCUGAAUCAAUCUGCACUAUUUUUUUUAUUUUCUUUUACAUGUUACAUUGCAACUAUACAGCCUUUAAAUCGGGGUAAAAAAAGUGAAUAUUACCCUAUUUUUGCAUGCAACCACUCAGCGCUCCACAAUCUGAUUUGUAAGAGAUAUGCUUAUAAACCCUUCUUUUGGUUUUAAUUAUUUAUUUAUUUUAAAAUAAAGUCUUCACAAUUUCCCAGUCUAGUUCACUUCAUGUGCCCAUUAAUUCCUAUAAAGUCAGUUUGUACUUGUAUAUGUCAAUCCCCAGUAAAGAUCCCUACUUCAACAUAUAAUUGGCAAGGGUUCCCUGGCCUUUUGGCCAUCCUUAAAAGUUCACUCUGUGUGUUAAAACUACUUUAAUUUAGUAUAGUGGUUAAAGUGCAAGACCUCUUUAAGAGGAAACCCAUAUAGUUUGAUGCAACCUGUGACACUCAUGGUGUUUAAAAGCCAGCCUAGCUAUCCAAAGAAAUAAUGCUUAAAUACCUGUACACAUAUGGGCAAAAAUGACUCCUACACUCCCAGCAUUCUCAGCCAAUUACUACCAUCUAGAUUGAAAUGUGGGAAAAAAAAGUAUAUAUUAUCUUGGUAGCAGUAGAGUGGAUUGCCUUUCAAUACCUAGAGAGCCCCAGGUUUUGGCAAACUACUUGAAGACUAUUUUACAAAAAACUAGAAUGAUUGCACUAACAGACUCCUUUCACCACAACCACUACAGUAAGCUGUAGUGUUUUUGGUUUUUUUGUGGUUAGAUUGCCCCUAUGUAUAUGACACUAAUUUAGCCAGGUAUAGGGUUUCCAUUUUUUAGCUUGAAGUUGUUUAUGUUGCCCUUUGCCCUUAUUCCCCAGGAAUCUUGCUAAUAUUUGCAGUUUUUGCAUGUUUUCAUGAUGUGCUUGUGGUCUACAUUAGCCAUUUUCAACAUGUGAAAAUGCAAUACUCAAAUUCUGUAUAUUUGUUUGUUUCAGUACAUUUCUCUAUCUAAUUUUUUUUUUUUUUUUUUUUUAAGGCUUAUUGUCCGAUCACACAGUAUUUUAAAAAGGACACUUAAUUAUUUGUAUCACUAAUCUUAUUAAAGCUAAAUGUAUGAACUGUACCUCUGGAUACCAUGAAAAAACCAGUUUUUAGUUAGCAUUUUCAGGAAUGUUCUGCUCCAUAGUGGUUUAUCUGUUCCACGUACAUAUAUUUUUGAAUGCCAUUUGUACAGAGACCUGGAGCUGACCAUUAACUUUGUACUAAAUGUAACCACCUGUCUAGCACGUGUUUUUUGGGCUUUAAGCAAAACUAUAUUAACUGAAAUGCAUUGUUACAGGGCACUUUUUACUUUAGCUUUAUAUUCCGGAUUUCACAACUUCCCUGCAGUGCCGUUCUGUUUGCUGGUGAUUGAUGAGUGUGCUUUUCUGUAACCCGCUCCUCAAAUACUCUAGAUUCCUCUUGCUUACCAGAGGCCACCUCUAGAUCCAAGGAAAUUCUGAGAGUUUGAAUUUCACUUGUACAUAUGCUCAGUGUGUUUUUAAUCUAUGGCUUCCUAGCUGAGUUUAAAUACUGUGUUUCCUUGGUGAAGAAGACAGGGCAAAUGAAGGAUGUUGAAGUAAGCAUGUUAAGUUAAAGGGUGAUGAGAAAAAAUGUCUUAACAAAGAGAUGGCCUUUCAGGUUCCUUCUGCUAGUGGUAUUUCUGCUGCUGUUCUUAAAUAUGGUUUGCGUGUUCCAGAGCCAUUUGCCAAAUACCGUAGGCGAUUGGACAUCCCAUUUUUCCUUGUAGUAGACCUGGCUUGUUGAAAUGAUAUUGGUAAAAAUGAAUGAAGGUGGUGACUUUGAGCACUCCCACCACACCGCUCCUGCGAGUAGGAAAGGCUGUCUGACUUGUUUAAUGUGAGGAGUCAAUGCACGUUCUUACCAUACAUAUAUUUGUACACAAAGCUUUCAUGAAUGGGCUGACUAGCCAGAGGGUGGAGUUAUCGGUUCAAACAAAUAUGAGUGCUGGGGGAGGAUCUUUGCACAAAAACCACAACUAUAAGCUGAAGUGGUUAUGUUGCGUGGAGUGUCCCCUUAAUUCAAAAUUCAUAUCAUUUUUGCUGAUGUAUGAAUACAUCCCUUAGGUAUUUCAUGUAAGCCAACUACGUAGAAGGUGUGAAUGUGUUUAAGGAGGACAUUUGUUCAUUCCAUCCAAAUACAAUUUUAUAAGCCGGAAACCCACAGAAAUGAUCCAUUUCAAGUCUACAAAAACUGUUGUAAAACUACAAUUUCUACUACACUUUAACAGCUUUAGUUCUAAAGCAGCUGGGGGACUACGUUUUAGCUACCCUUGCGCAAAAGUUAUAAUCCAGUCUUUUUAAAGGGACAGAAAUAUUAAUCCAUUCUUAAUGCAUAUUAAGAGAUAAUGGUACUAAAUUAGCCACAUCUUUGUUUAUUAAAAAAAUAUUGUGCGUACAGCAAAAGGUAAAGAAAAUGCGCAUUAAAACAUUUACUAGACAUAUGUCUUUUACUGUCACUAGAUUGUGCAAUACAAGAUCACAAGGUACUUAAACCUUUUUUAGUGUAGCGCCUGUUGUGACAUGAUUAUCUGUCUGUUGUAAACUCAUAUUAUUGCAUGCAGAAAUUUAGGCAAGCACUUUAUCUUCAUUUUCUUCCCCACUUGAUUAUUUGUCUGCCAUAAUUCACUGUUUAGUGUAAACGUAUAAUGUGUGUUUUAUUUCUUAUCUUAUUGUUUAUAUGUCUGCAGUUUGGGCCUGAUCUCGGAUUCAUUUCACAUGUUUUUUGACUGCACGGCAUUGUUAGCUGGAUUGGCAGCAUCUGUCAUCUCUCGAUGGAAAAAUAAUGAAGCUUUCUCUUAUGGGUAA
Pelobates cultripes (western spadefoot toad) is the source of this 5728-nucleotide messenger RNA. NCBI's taxonomy places the organism in Eukaryota, Metazoa, Chordata, Amphibia, Anura, Pelobatidae. The record is from the annotation of a GenBank genome assembly.